AUGCUCGCGGCCCACCGAGAUCAGGAAAACCUGGUGCAUGGCCACCAUCACGCCCCGUCCAAACAACAGCCGAAGACUCCCGGUGCCAGAUAUCCGAAAACGCCUGGAAACUUUGGUCGAAAUGACGAGAACGCUCCGAGUAUCUUUGCAGGGAAAAAUGCUGCAGAUACCGGAGUCAGGAUGGCCGGAAAUGGCAAAUCGGUGCUGGGCAAACCGACGGGCCAGCGGCAGGCACUAGUUACUCCCCUGGAGAACAGAAAUCGCGCGCCUCUGGGCAACAAGACUACAAAUGCCAAGGCGAGGCCGGGUCACACAGUUGCCGUCAAAGACAGGGUUCGGGAAAUCGAGAAUACCCAAAUCAGGCAAACCAGCAUGCAAAAGCCGAAACAAAGGCCCGUGGAUCUUCAGCCUCAGAAGCUGACAAUGCAGCCUGAUGAUAUGACCGGCACAGCUGGUGCGCCUGAGCCUGAAUAUGCUCCGCCAAGACCAACGCCGCUGCCCUAUGAGUCUGACGUUUUACCGGCAGCGGGAUUGACAUUCAACGGUCUCAAAAGGUCAAACAUCCUCAAGGGGUAUUACCAGCACUUCCACAAUCCUCUAGACGAAAACGGAGUCUCACGAAUAGAAAAAAAAUUCAACGACGAGAUGAAGGCAUUAUUCAAAAAGGCCGAGGAUUGCAAUGCGGAAGAUAUUGCUGCCAUCAACUGGAGCCCGGAGGAUAUUUCGGAGGCCACAGAAUCCGAUCUUGGUCAAGGCCACAUCAGGAACAAAGUAGAGGCUUGCUCGGCAGCAAACUCUGCCCUGUCAGUCACCCAGAAGCAACCUUCCACUUUAUCCGCCCGACGAGCAGCUUCAGCCCUCGCUGUUCGUGCAGAAUCACAGAGCCGCAGCCUCUCAAGGUCAUUUGCAGCGAAACCUAUGGCGAGGCGGCCGCUCUCGUCAGCCUUUUCAGCAUCACAGGUUGCCAAGCCGACUGGAACAAAGUCUCCAUCAGUAGGCAACUCCAUUGGCGAGACGGCAUCACGAACUACCCUGGGGUAUAACAAAGGACGCUCGGCUUCGUCUAUGAUGCAUUCGCGAAGUGCAAGUCAAUCUAAUGCACAUCAGAAUCACACUACAAGACACGCGGUCUCACUCGAUGUUGAGCCUGAGUUGACCAUUACGCCAGCCCGUCUGCGCCAAGCGGCUGCAUCCAACACGCAAGCCGCGAGGCCCAAAUUCAUGUCCAUUUUCGACGAUGCCGACGACGACGAUCUCUUGCCGUUGCAGAAGCAAUUCCUCCCUUCUGAUGAUGAAGAUGAUGAGUUUGAACUGAAGCUGACGCUCUGA
Molecule: messenger RNA, 1329 nt
Organism: Ustilaginoidea virens
Lineage: Eukaryota; Fungi; Ascomycota; Sordariomycetes; Hypocreales; Clavicipitaceae
Exons: 2
Coding region: 1-1329 (442 amino acids)
Source: RefSeq, a predicted model, not a curated record